CUACACACAUUGCUACCCAGUUUACUCACAUAAAAGUUAACUGCAAAUAUAAUUGGUUAGUAGUGCUCUUUAGCGGCUCAAACAAGGCAGGCGCAACUGAUAGCAGCUUACCGAUAUGGCAAAAUGUUACAGCAGCUUUGCAGCAACCGCUUUUUUAAUGUUCAUCGUAUUACAGCAGUGCUCGCUGCUUGCGCCGGUGAGCAGUGCUGCUGCUGAGUCAACAAGUUCAACGCUUUUGGAAAAAUUAGCACCAGAUCAUGUAUACUUUCCCGAUGAAAUUAUGGCGAAGCGAGUUGAAUAUGACGACUUCUUAGAUCCAAUUUCGGGUGAGGAUGAAGAUGAAGAGUCUUACGAAGUUGCGGACUAUGCUGUAGUUUCCUCAGAGGAGGAGGAGGAUUUAUCUACUGCAAAUGACACUGUUAUCGGUUAUGUGUUGUUUCCUUCACCCGUAGAGUAUGUUUCUCACUGAAUGAUUCUCUGAAGAAUUAGGUUUUUAUUUGCAUAUUGUUAAUGUGUUUUUAGUAUAACUGUACAAAAGAAAGACAAUUUUAAUAAUAUUUUUAAUGAACUUGAAUAUUUGAAUAAGCAUCUGGAAUAAUACUUCAAAAUACA
Molecule: messenger RNA, 612 nt
Organism: Bactrocera dorsalis (oriental fruit fly)
Lineage: Eukaryota; Metazoa; Arthropoda; Insecta; Diptera; Tephritidae
Exons: 2
Coding region: 116-469 (117 amino acids)
Source: RefSeq, a predicted model, not a curated record